Molecule: messenger RNA, 2772 nt
Organism: Guillardia theta CCMP2712
Lineage: Eukaryota; Cryptophyceae; Pyrenomonadales; Geminigeraceae
Exons: 11
Coding region: 1-2772 (923 amino acids)
Molecular function (GO): microtubule binding
Source: RefSeq, a predicted model, not a curated record
AUGCCGAAACAAGGAGAGCAGCUCGACCAUGGCGGCCUGCUAACGACAUCCAUGCUCGAUGCUGCAGAAGCGAAGCGCACAAGCCGUGCAUUCUUGCCUGAAGGAGCGCCGACAGAUGAUGAGGAAGAUGCGGUCAGCAGGAGGCAGCUGAAGCUUCGAGUGGAGAUGUUGGAACGUGAGGUGGCAAGGAGGAACUCGCAGGUGGACGAGCAGGUGGACAUGUUGCGACAAGCCGUUGCCAACCUCAUCCGAAGAGUAGAGCUGCUCGAGGCUCCAGACCUCGCGUGUCAUCCCUCGCACGUCGCCACGUCAGCAGCUGAGACCCCAAGAGGGGCGCCAGCCUCUCCUCCAACUCUUGGAGACGAGGGAGGGUCGUCAACGACAGCUAGAAAGGUAGAGGAGACGUCAACGACAGCUACCAAGGUAGAGGAGACGUCAACGAAAGCUACCAAGGUAGAGGAGGUUCCGGUGGGAGGAGCGGCUGGGAUGAAGCUCGAGGCCUCAAAGAGUGCGAGGAGCAGCUUGACUGCUGCUGGACAAGAGCGAUCAAGGAGCAGCUCUUGCAAGACUGAAGCCUCAAAACAAGCAAGGAAGAGCGUGGAGAGGCUCCGAAGCAUCGGAGACAAGCCUUCCUCUCCUCGACCCUCUAGCAUCAAUCAACCUGUCAGGAGCAGCUCGGCGAGGGGCGCGAGGGUCUCCAGGUCCUCCGUGCGGAGUAUCGCCAUGGAGGAGGAGGCAGCAGAACGUCAGGUCGGGAGGGAGAGGAAUUCGACUCCCCACCUGGCUCAAGAGCUUAACAAGGCCGCAAGCUCCAUGCCCACCAAGAGCUUGCAACUGAAGCACGUGUUGGGGUUGAGGUGUAAAGACACGUGGGCAGCCCUGCUCGUCUUCUUCGCUGCUGCCCUUGGCGUCGUUCACGAUCUCACGACCAACAGACAGACUUUCUUCAGAGGUCACGAUGCAGAGAUAAAGUGCAUAGCGAUGCAUCCAGACGGACUAACGCUGCAUAAGGAGCUCGUGGCUACAGGCCAAGGAGCGGGAAGGAGCGGGCAGAAGCCCUUUCUCUGCGUAUGGAGCUCCAGCAGCUGCUGCCUCGUCACGAGCAUGGGGAGGGGAGACCUACCGCAAGCCCUCACAGCUCUCGCUUUUUCUAGGUCGGGUGCUAAGCUAGCUUCCCUUUGCUCGGACCCCAAGAACUGUCUGGUGGUGUGGGACUGGCAGGCGGGCGUCAAGCUGGCGAAAGCUCCAGCCCAUACGGACGGGGCAGCGCUGAGUGUGAAGUUUUCAGAGAGACGAGAGGACGAACUUCACAAGGAAAGCCUCCUUGACCGAGAGGAGGAGGAGAUGCCCAUGACUUUGAAGUCUCGCACGGGAACUUUCGGAGCCUUCGAGCAGCCCAACUUCGUCAGCUGCCUCGUGUGCCUGCCCAAUGGCACAACUGCCAGCGGCACGACGGGAGGAGACAUCUACCUCUGGCAGGACGCGCGCGUCAUGGCGGCGGUGAGGAGCGCGCAUGCGGGCUCGACCAUCAGCAUGGUGCUGCAUCCGUCAGGGCGACUAGUGACGGGAGGAAGCGACGGCUGCGUGCGCUACUGGAACCUCUCGAGCCCCAUGGGCAUGCAGCUCGAGGAUGCGGAGAGCGUUGGCUUCUCCAUGCCCGGUGCUUCCAUCCGCGCCAUGGCGUACGUGGCGCCUUCACUGCUGGGGGACUACCAGGGAGGAAGCAUGCUGGUGGGGACGGGGGGAAAUGAGCUGCUGCUGCUGCGAGAGAGGACGGGAGAAGUUCUGUCGGUGCUGCAGGGACACAAGGAGGAGGUAACGGCUCUGUGCUGCCAUCCUGCGGCUCAGGUGGCUGUCACGGGAAGUCGCGACGGGGGGCUGAAGCUCUUUGACCUGCUCAAGCUCGAGCUGCUCCGAGCUGAAAACUUCCCGACGGGUGUGGAGGCACUGGCGCUCUCGCAUGACGGGCGGAUGCUGGCAACGGCGACGAGCGACGGGAGGAUCCUCGUGCUGGAGCUCGCGAGCCUUCGGCCCCUCCUCUCGUUCCACGACGGCAGGACGGAGAAAGCUGCUGGGGCCACGAAGAAGGAACGAGCUGGUUUCUCUUCCCUUCGCUUCCUCCUCGACGACUCCGCUCUCCUCGCUGGUGGUUUCGACGGGAGCGUCUGCCUCCUCCCCAUCCGUUCAGCGCUCAAGACCCUCUUUUCCUCCUCCUCUCCUUUUCCCCUCCUCCUCGACACGCAAGACGGCAGCCGUUGCGGGGCACAUGGAGGAGCAGUGGCAGCCCUCGACGUCUCCUCGUGCGGGCGAUACGCGCAGAGCUGCGGAAGAGACAUGACGGGGGUGGUGUGGGAGGUGGGAGGCGGCGGCGGCAGGCUGCUGCUAGCGGGGCGGACAGAGCUGUUCCAGGAGGUGAAGUGGGAGACACAGACGUGCUUGGCGGGACGUGAGAUGGAGGGACUGAGACAAGAGGAGAAGGAGAGGAGAGGAGAGGGAGGCGAGAGGGGUCACCAGGAGGACAGGGACAGGGGUACUCCUUCUUGCGUAGACCGGUCCCGGCAAGGAGACUUGCUAGCGGUGGGGGAGAAAGGAGGGCAGCUGAGCCUGCUGUCCUUCCCCGUGCUCUCGUCCUCGGCUCCUCGUCGAAGCUACGGGAACCACGGGGGGAGGAUCAGGCGAGUGACUUUCAGCUGCGAUGACUCGCUGCUGCUCUCCACGAGCGGGAGCGACGGCUGCCUGCUGCUAUGGGAGGUCAUGGACCAUCUGUUCUAG